GACAUUUUUCCAACAUCCACUACGGUCACACUGCGAUCCAUUCUUCAAAAAUAUUUACAAAAAUACGGGUAGUUUUCUUAUUUUCAAUCUUAACAAAAGAAGGAAUGGCCUGUGAGCUAAGCAGAACUGGUUGAGGCUUGGGAAGACUGGCAAAACUCCCUUCUGCGCGUUAUUAGCCACAAGGAGCAGUCGUUCCCCUCCAGAAUGCAGGAUGCCGAGGCACCGGAUCCAGAACCCAGCAGCACAGAAGAAAAUUGCCUCCCCGAAAAUGGGAGCCGUAAAGAUCAGGAGCAGAAUUCGGUAGAGGCUGAACGGGAGGCUGAAGCCGACGGAGCCACCUGCACAAUUUGCGGGGCUGCAAAGGCCUCAGCACUCUUGGAUUUGCGCUCCAAUCAUGUGAUGCAACGUCGCCUGAGUCGGGACUGGAAAAUCCACGCCGAUGUAAUUCGUUCCACCUUAAAGGCCAUUUGUGUGGAGUGCGUUUGCAAGUUAAACAUGCAUUCAGAGGUCACUCGCUCACUGAUGCAGCGCAUGCAGCGGCUGCAGCGUUCCGGGGGAGAAACCACCACGGUGACCACAACCACGACUUCCCCCAGCCAACACAGUCCACCGAUAGCUGAUGCAGAGGUGUCCACCACUCUGAUCGAAGGCCAGGAGGAGGCAGCCGAAGCCGGAGCAAGUUCGUACACCCCUCGCUCCUCCUGUUCCGUUUUGGAAGUCUACCUUGCUCAGCAACCCUAUUCGCCAACGGCCAAGGAAGCGGAAGAAAAGCAGGCAGAUGGCUGGAAGUGGCGAACGCGGCUUGAGUGCCAGGAAUGCGGCAGGGCCUACUUUCGGCGGGAUUACUAUGCACAGCACUUAAGGCGCUGCAGCAAGUUGCGCAGGGCACAGCCGCGGCCACCGCGUGCAAAGUGUCGUGUGCUGAAUGAAGCCAGCUGCGACGAAGAAGCACCUUCCAGAGUCACCCGCUCUUCGCGCAUCUAUUACUGUCGCCAUUGCGACGACGAGUUCGACUCGAUGAUCGGUAAGCGGCAGCACGAGAGGUUGAAGCAUAAGCAGCGUUUUCCCUGCGAUUUGUGUGAAGCCCAACUGGACACCAAGUACGAGUGGGAACUGCACCACACCAUUUGCCAGGCCAAGCAGGAAGCUUUAAUAAUCUUACAAGAACAGGAAUCAGGACUAGCGGCAGAAUCUCGAACUCAUUCCAUGCGGUCCCGCUCACGAGCCUGUUCUGAAGCGUGGGACAAGUAUGAUGUGGAUGAUAGAGAUGCAGAAAACGAUGAGAACGAUAGUUACGAGGAGGAGCCGGAUGAGGGCGAGGAUGAUCAGGAAGAAGGCGACGAUGACCAGGAGGACGCCAUGUACACGCGUCGCAUGAAUUUCACCGGUGACUGGAUCGUAAACCAUAGCCGAAGCAAUAGCAAUAGUGCCGCGAAUCUAUCCCAUUUAUAUGACGAGUACGGACUGGGUGAAACGCACAUGACCACCGACAAGGAGUACGAUCUCUACCUGCUCGAUCUGCUGAAGAAGCAGGUGAGACUAAAGGCAUUCUCGUGUUUUACGCCAUCCUGUGGCUAUCAAACGGACACGCUUGUGGCUCUAAUGAAGCAUGACUACAUGGAGCACUGGAAGAUGAGCUGGUUCUACUGUCACAAGUGCGGCGAUGUCUUUACGAGCAAGGUUUUCCUGGACUACCAUUUGCAUCUGCAGAACCGUGGCCUUUACAUCUGCCACAAGUGCCGCGAUGAGUUCGAGUUGCAGCACCAGUUGGACCGCCACUUCCAGCUCCACAGAAAAGGAAUCAACUACCACUGCAACUUCUGCCGCCUGGAGUUCCUCAGCGAGGCCAAGCUGCUGGCCCACUGCAAACUCCGGGGACACAGUCCCAACGAUGAGCCCCUGAUCAGCAUAGACCGUUCGCUUUCCAUAGUCAACUGCCAUGCGUCCCAAUCACCGGACAGUCCACGAAUAUCGAAAUCAUAUGAAGAGCGGGAGUUCUAUAUUCCGAGAAUUAAGGUGCCAUCAAUGCAGCCCAUGCAUUUGCCGCAGCACAAACCCUUUCGCUUCGCCAUCGGCAUCUGCGAUUUCGAGGAGAAGAACCCCAACUGCGUGGGAUGCCAUUAAGUCCACGAUCGACAUUAGUUUCAUUUUAUGUCUUUAAUUAAAAUUUGUAUUUUUCUAUCAUAAAUUGAAAUUCGAGUUUUGUAUUUGA
This is a messenger RNA of Drosophila ficusphila, 2212 nucleotides long. RefSeq names its product gastrula zinc finger protein xFG20-1. The record is from RefSeq and is a predicted model, not a curated record. Bases 205 to 2124 code for a protein of 639 amino acids. Gene Ontology annotation, molecular function: DNA-binding transcription factor activity, RNA polymerase II-specific; RNA polymerase II cis-regulatory region sequence-specific DNA binding. Lineage: Eukaryota; Metazoa; Arthropoda; Insecta; Diptera; Drosophilidae. Gene Ontology annotation, biological process: regulation of DNA-templated transcription. The transcript has 5 exons.